AUGAAAGGAUGGGAAUAUAUUCCAAUAUUUGACUAUUUUGUUUCCCAGUUUAAAGGUAGAGGGUUUAUUGUUUUAAAUGAUACAUAUGUUACGGAUGAUAGUGGAACAGGAAUUGUGCACCAAGCUCCAGCAUUUGGCGAAGAGGAUUACCGUAUAUGCCUCGAAAAUAAAAUUAUUACUGAAGAUGGGUUCCUUCCGUGCCCAGUUGAUGAACAAGGUCGUUUCACUCAAGAAGUGGCCGAUUUUGCCGGAAUCUACGUUAAAGAAGCAGAUAAAAACAUCCAAAAAAUUUUGAAACAAAAAAACCGGUUAAUUAUUCAAUCUCAAUUGAAACAUAGUUAUCCUUUUUGCUGGCGGUAA
Messenger RNA from Rhizophagus irregularis DAOM 181602=DAOM 197198, 360 nucleotides. Lineage: Eukaryota; Fungi; Glomeromycota; Glomeromycetes; Glomerales; Glomeraceae. The record is from RefSeq and is a predicted model, not a curated record.